CACCGGCGCGGUCGUCGCCGGGGACACGGCGGCGACAGGCAGAAGUCCCGCCGCUCACACUCAGAGAGCGACCCCAACGCUACCAUGGCGGCUAAGAAGAACCGGUGCCAAGAGCGGCAGGCGAACGGGCGCGUGCGGGUCCGGGGCCACCGGAGCCGGCUGCAGAAGGAGCGCAUGCGCAUGCGCAGGCAGAAAAGGGAGGCGGCCGCGCGGCGCAAGCCAGACCUGCUGCAGGACAGCAGCACGUCUGACAGCGACAUCACCGCACAGUCGUCAUCAUCGUCGUCAUCGUCAUCAUCCUCAGAUAAUGAGCACGGUGCCGGCAUCAAUUCACACACACCAGGUAUGCCAUGUGGACACCUACACAUGCACCUGCACACGCUCCAGUUAAUAGCAUCCUCACACAAAAAUCUAGCAAUUUAG
Messenger RNA from Clupea harengus (Atlantic herring), 423 nucleotides. RefSeq lists its product as uncharacterized. NCBI's taxonomy places the organism in Eukaryota, Metazoa, Chordata, Actinopteri, Clupeiformes, Clupeidae. The record is from RefSeq and is a predicted model, not a curated record.